Molecule: messenger RNA, 690 nt
Organism: Laetiporus sulphureus 93-53
Lineage: Eukaryota; Fungi; Basidiomycota; Agaricomycetes; Polyporales; Laetiporaceae
Exons: 1
Coding region: 132-500 (122 amino acids)
Source: RefSeq, a predicted model, not a curated record
ACAGAUCUAGAGCAACCCUGCCGGUCGAGCACAUUCGCCUCUCAUUUUUGCUGCGAUAGAGUGAGCAAACUAUAUGGCAUGGCGCAGUCAGUCUGCCAGUCAGCCCUCAUCGACUUGAGUCUGAAGCACGGAUGGGCAUGCGCAUGAGAAAGCCGUCUACAAUGUCUACUCGCCUAGGUGCAGGAAGAUGCUGGAUGCGGAUGCGCGAUGGGUGCCCCCAGAGGAGACCCCACACUUCAGUCCGACGGAAGCAACGAAUUUGCGCGCGUUUUGCCAUGGUUAUGGCGCUAAUUCGUUUAUCAGGGCCACAACUGUUAACCCAACGAAUUUGCUCAGCAAGCAUUUGCGAACAGAGACGUGGCUUAUCAUUCCGUUCCGUCACAUGCCAGAUAGUCUGGAUAGGGAAGAUCCGGGGCCUUAGUGAUUGUAUCCCGGAUGCGUCCCUCGCAAGGAAUAACCGAUGCGCACAGAGUAAUAGUAAUGCAUAUGAAGACAGCUGAAAGUCAGUUCAGCUUGAAUGAAUGCAGGAGAAUAUAGCACGGACUAUAAAUAUUGGAUCAUCUGUGCGGUAUCAGUGCCAUCAAUGCAUCAGUGGUGACAAUUAAUAAGCGUCAAACUAGUGCUGAAGCAGAUAUGGAUGGUUUCCAAUAGGCCUAUGACGCACUGAUGACUGGCCUGCUUACAGCCCCA